Selaginella moellendorffii is the source of this 1196-nucleotide messenger RNA. Its product is annotated as oxygen-evolving enhancer protein 1, chloroplastic. The transcript is spliced from 2 exons. Gene Ontology annotation, cellular component: photosystem II oxygen evolving complex. Gene Ontology annotation, molecular function: oxygen evolving activity. The coding region runs from base 57 to 1043 and encodes 328 amino acids. Lineage: Eukaryota; Viridiplantae; Streptophyta; Lycopodiopsida; Selaginellales; Selaginellaceae. The record is from RefSeq and is a predicted model, not a curated record. Gene Ontology annotation, biological process: photosystem II stabilization; photosystem II assembly.
CCUAAACGCUCUGUUUAGCCCUAAAACAGAGCAGUGCGCGAGAUCCAAGCAGCGCAAUGGCGGCAUCGGUGGUAGCAGCCAAGGCCGGGCCAUCGCUCCUCCAGCCCAAGCUCGAUGCCUCUGCAGGAUCGUCCGCCAGCCUCCGCCCGGUGUCGGUGUCCAAGGCAUUUGGAUUGCGCAGCAAUGGAGGAGGAGCGCGCCUCACUUGCUCCAUGGAGGACAUUGUCAAGAGGGCCACGGAUGUGGGCAAGGUCGCCGUUGCCACUGCCGCAGCCACAUUGCUCGUCGCGGGGACCGCCGCCGCGAAUCCAAAGCGCCUCACAUACGACGAGGUCCAAGCCCAGACGUAUCUCGAGGUGAAAGGCAGCGGCACCGCCAACCAGUGCCCGAUCCUGUCCGGUGGCGACGAAGGAUUCAAGUUCAAGCCCGGCAGCUACAGCGUCAAGAAGUUUUGCCUCGAGCCCACGUCCUUCACCGUGAAGAAGGAGUCGCCAUUCAAGGGUGGCGGCGAUCAAUACGUCGACACCAAGCUCAUGACGAGGCUGACAUACACGCUGGACGAGAUCGAGGCCGACUUGAGCGUGGACGAGAAGGGAAACCUCAAGCUGGUGGAGAAGGAUGGCAUCGACUACGCUGCGGUUACCGUCCAGCUCCCCGGAGGCGAGCGAGUUCCAUUCCUCUUCACCAUCAAGGAGCUCGUAGCGACUGGCUCCCCGGAUGGAUUCAGUGGAAGCUUUCUGGUGCCGUCUUACAGGGGCUCCUCGUUUCUAGACCCCAAGGGACGCGGUGGAUCCACCGGGUAUGACAAUGCGGUGGCGUUGCCGGCCGGAGGCGCUGGUGACGAGGAGGAGCUCGGCAAGGAGAACCUCAAAGAUACCUCGGGGUCGACUGGGAACAUCACCUUGAAGGUGGCGGAGAGUAACACCGCCACUGGAGAGAUUGCCGGGGUAUUUGAGAGCAUCCAGCCCUCGGACACGGAUCUGGGAUCGAAGGCUCCCAAGGAAGUGAAGAUCCAAGGUAUAUGGUACGCGCAACUUGACUAAAGAAAGAGUCACAAAAUCAGAGAGGAGAGAUGAUGUCCGGAUGUUUGAUCAGGAGAAAAUCCUUGCAUAAGAAGGCUGUCAUCUUCUCAAACGAGCGAUCUCACAUUGUAAAGUCUCAAAUCCUUUUUAAACUACAAAGCUGUUCCAAGAUUC